Messenger RNA from Spea bombifrons (plains spadefoot toad), 2182 nucleotides. Its product is annotated as sodium-dependent proline transporter-like. Gene Ontology annotation, molecular function: L-proline transmembrane transporter activity. The record is from RefSeq and is a predicted model, not a curated record. Gene Ontology annotation, biological process: sodium ion transmembrane transport. The coding region runs from base 128 to 2092 and encodes 654 amino acids. Gene Ontology annotation, cellular component: membrane. The transcript has 15 exons. NCBI's taxonomy places the organism in Eukaryota, Metazoa, Chordata, Amphibia, Anura, Pelobatidae.
GAGCUUGUGUCACCUGGCUUCAGGUAUUGCAGGUAUCUGGUGUGUCUGACGCUGUCUUUAUGUCUGUCCGGAUUGGAGGUGGGAGGGUCUCAGGUGAAAGACCCCACAACCCCAGCUACCUACGAAGAUGCCCCCUGAACCAUGGAGCGAGGGGACUCAGGGGGGAGAGUCCUCAGGGGUAGAGAUGCACCCGGGCUUCACAACCGGGGCAGAAGCAGAGACUGGGACCCCAUCAGCUGCACAGGAUCUGCAGCCUCAGCUCCAACCUGGACCAGCUCCGGAUAUCGCUGCCUCCCAGCCUCCUCUUAGCAAUGUGCCCGCCAACCCCAACCUAGACUCCAACCCGCCUCGGGGGACCUGGGGAGGAAAGUAUGAGUUCCUGCUGUCCUGCGUUGGCUACUGCGUGGGUCUGGGGAACGUCUGGAGAUUCCCGUACCUCUGCUACCGCAAUGGAGGAGGAGCCUUCCUCAUCCCGUACGCCAUCAUGCUCUUCUUCACGGGGCUGCCGCUCUUCCUCAUGGAGCUGAGUUUGGGGCAGUACGGAUCAGCAGGGCCCAUAACCGUGUGGAAGUGCUGCCCCAUCCUUAAAGGGGUCGGAAUCGGGAUGCUGCUGGUCUCCACGCUGGUCUCGCUGUAUUAUAAUGUGAUCAUCGCCUGGACCUUCUAUUAUCUGGGCCAGUCCUUCCAAAGCCCCCUGCCCUGGUCCUGCCAAGCCCCUCGCUACGCCCAGCUCUGCAAGAACGUUUCAAGUAACGGAUCUCACUUCAGCGCCUCGGAAGCUUUCUGGAACGAGAAGGUCCUUGGCGUGGUGCACAGCUCUGGACUCGGUGACCCCGGCCCGGUGCGCUGGGAGCUCGCGAUCUGUCUGCUGGCCGCUUGGAUCAUCAUUUUCCUCUGUAUGUUAAAAGGCAUCCACAGCUCUGGAAAGAUCGUGUAUUUCACGGCCACCUUCCCCUAUUUCGUCAUCAUCGUUCUCAUCAUAAGAGGGGCCACGCUGGAGGGGUCCAUAGAUGGAGUGAAGUUCUAUCUGACGGCUGAUUUCUCAAGACUGAAAAGUGCUCAGGUCUGGAAUGACGCGGCUUCCCAGAUCUUCUACUCGCUGGGAAUCGGCUUCGGGGGGCUGCUCUCCAUGGCUUCCUAUAACAAGUUUGAUAACAAUGUAGUGAGGGACACUCUGGUCAUCGCCAUCGGGAACUGCUGCACAAGUUUCUUUGCCGGAUUCGCCAUAUUUUCGGUGCUGGGUCACAUGGCGUGGAAGAAGCAGGUCCCGGUGGGAGAAGUGGCCGACUCAGGUCCGGGCUUGGCGUUCGUGGCCUACCCAGAAGCCCUCGCUCUGCUGCCAGGCUCCGUCUUCUGGUCCAUCCUGUUCUUCUUGAUGCUCUUCACGCUGGGAGUCGACACUCUGUUUGGGAACAUGGAGGGCAUCACCACGGCCGUGCUGGAUGAGUUCCCGUCGCUGCGUCACUGGAAGCGCAAAACCAUCUUCCUGGCAGUCUUAUGCUUUUGCUUCUACCUGAUGGGACUUCUCCUCGUCACGGAGGGCGGCAUCUACUGGUUCACGCUGAUAGAUUCCUACAGCACCAGCUUCGGACUCAUCAUCAUCGCUCUGUUCAUGUGCCUGGGCAUUGCUUUCUUCUACGGCGUGAAUCAGUUCUGCGACGAUAUAAUAGACAUGAUCUGCAUGUGUCCUCCGUGGUGCACCAAACUCCUGCUCUACUUCAAGGCCUGCUGGGUGCUCUUCACCCCCGUCCUGUUGCUGUUCAUCCUGUUUUAUAUCUUCAUGGAGAUGUAUAAUACCCCUCUGCGCUACGGCAACUACGAGUACCCCCGCUGGGGCAAGUCGCUUGGCAUAUGUAUGGGAACUCUGUGCUGCAUUCAGAUACCCAUCUGGGCUGGAGUCACCAUCUUCAAGGAGCCGGGGACUAUAAUCGAUAGGUUGAAGAACUCGAUGCGUCCGUUAAAUUCCUGGCGCACGUCCGGCGGCCAACGGGAUCAGAGCAACGCGGUUAUCGACGUGCCGUACACCGUCAACCUGACGCACCAAGACUUCAAUGACCCGUUAUGGCAGACGGGGGGCGUCAGCGAGGCCUGAGCCGCAAAGCCAUGCGCUUGUGUGGCAGAACGUGGCUGGGAGAGGGGGGCUUUCCGUGACACCCCCCUAUUAUACAACAUACAAACUAAA